AUGACGUCGGCGAUAGAGACAGACGGGGACGUGGCACGGAGGGCCUGCGCGACGGGCAAGAAGGGGCCAGGAGACCGCCUCCCCAGCUCGGGCCCCCCUUCCGCGAUGCCCCACAUCGUGGGCCUGGGUGCGGCCUACGCCGCGGUCGAUGCCCGUGACUCCAGCUCGGCAUCGCGCCGUUGGACGAGCGUGGGCGCCUCCGCCGCGGGGGCGGCGGCCACGCUCAAGGUCAUGGCGACCAAGCCGAAGCCCACGAGUCGUGACGGCCGCCGACGAGGGGGCGACAAGGAGCGCAAGCUGACCACCAAGGACGGCGGCCUUCGCGAGCUGCUGCUGGUGCUACCAUGCAGGCCGGUUAACCUCGAGGAGGCCAGCCCAGUGGUCAAGCAGAUGCAGGAGGAGGGGAAGGCUUUCGCGGAGAACGCGCAGAACUUGAGGAGCAAGGUGGCCAAGAUGAGAGAGGCCGCGAAGUCGCCUGUGUUCGCCGCCAUGGUGGAGGCGCUCGCGCUGCAGGAGAUUGGGAAGGUCAACAGAGUAGCCCUGGAGGCCUGGGCCACCCGCAUGGUGGGGGACCCACCAGACUACGUGAAGUUGUGCAGGCUGGAGAACUGCUACCAGGAGGGCCAGACAAAAGUCGUGCUCUCGGUGUCGGAUCAGGGGAAAGAAGACAUCCUGGUCCCGUCGAGGGGCGCGCCGGGCGUGCUCCGCGGAGGGCCUCGGUGCGGGGCGCGGCGGGGGCCAGGGCGGGCGCCCGCCGCGGCAGAUGUGCUUGCCGCGUCCGCCGACGCCGGGCCCAGGAUCGGAGGGCACGUGAUGAACAUGACGACGGGCUGCGGCAUCAUCAGGCUAAAGAUGAGGCCGGAUGCCGCGCCCAUCACUUGCGACUACAUCACCAGGGCGGUGGAGGAGGGGCUCUACGACGGCAAGACCUUCUACCGGAGCGACUUCGUAAUCCAGUGUGGGCUGCACGGUAGCAACACCAAGCCCCCGGGUGACAUCAGCAAGAACGAGACCAAGCAGGGCGAGUUCGUGUCUAAUACGCGCGGAACUUGUUCGAUUGCUCAUUGGGACGUUCCCGACAACGGGAACACGGAGUUCUUCAUCAACCUGCAGGCCAACACGCACUUGGACGACGUGUACGGGGUGGGGCGGUGGCGGGUAUUGCGUGUUCGCAGAGGUGGCGGACGACGAUUCGUUUGCGACGGUGGACAAGAUCGCGGAAGAGGUGAAGAGUAA
This is a messenger RNA of Prorocentrum cordatum, 1236 nucleotides long. The record is from the annotation of a GenBank genome assembly. Lineage: Eukaryota; Dinophyceae; Prorocentrales; Prorocentraceae.